AUGGAGACGGAAAUCUCCACUACAGCCGCUGGAUCCUCGGAUAACCCGAAUUCGGGUACCCUCAAGAGGAAGCGAAGGCCUCGGGCGCCGAUAGCUUGUGGUACAUGUCGAGCUCGUAAAGUCAAGUGUGAUGGUAGUUCGCCGUGCUCCAACUGCAUUCGACACGAAUUCUCGUGCUCGUACAAAGAAGGACCAGAAGACUCGCCCAGCAAGAGGGCGUCUUCUUACGAUCCCACUGGCCGCAUCCAACAACGCCUACAGCCUCAACCUCAGCUGGUCGCUCAGCCGCAGCCAUCGUUGCCUGAGCAUCUACAUCCAUCACCAGUCAGCCUAGAUGAGCCAAUCAAGCACGAAAUCCCAAUUCAGCCAAAUCCACAAGAGCCCAGCCGUAUGGACAGAGGUUCAUCAACAUCUUCAGAACAGGAAGUAGACGGCCUUGGCCAAGUCAACGAGCACACCGAGGGUGCCGAGUUUUACGGCCCCACUGGAACCUUCUACUUUCUUGCACGGCUUCGCUCUCGGGCGAACACGCAGAAACAACCGGACGUCGGCACGCACCGGAAGCAGAGUUCCAUCGUCAAUCUUUUGCACAGCUCAGACUACUCAACGCCCCCAGAUUCUCGCAUCCUCGGCCAGAACCAGUUCGGAAAGGCGAGUCCACAGAGUAACGGCGGCAGACGAGAGUCGUACCAGCAAGGCGUCAUUGCCGAUGUGGUUCUCAGCGCGGCAGACGCCGCGUUCGCGACAGAGAUCGAGCGCGAAUGUGUUCGCCUGUACUUUCAAAACCUACACAACAUCCAUCCUAUCCUCGAACAGAUGACCUUUAUUAAGAGAUGCGAGGAAGAAAUAUGGUCGAGGCUGUCCAGACCAGACAUCCUAGUGUCUUCCCAAAUGCGCCGGGAGGCUAGAUUUCUUGCUCUUUAUAAUGUCGUCAUCGCUAUCGGGGCCAUUACCGCGGGAGAGACUUCCUUACUCAUGGAGGACCAUACAAAAGAGUUCUUGGAUCGAACUGGACAGUCUGGCGACGAGGAAACUCUCUACCCGCCUAUUCGUCUGGCAAGAAGAUUUUUUGAAAGGUCGAGACUUCACCUAGAAGACAUAUGCGAGUCGAGCUCCCUCGAAACUGCGCAAACACUAUUUCUCAUGUCGGUAUUCGGUCAGAACGCAUUGAAGCCUCAUAGCUGCUACAUGUAUAGCGGCAUGGCGAUAAGGACUGCAUCAGCCAUGGGUAUUCCUACCAACAUUCGUUCGGAGACAAGUCCGGAGAGCUUGCUAUGGUGGUCGCUUUACUCACACGAGAUUGAAAUGUGUUUUUCUGCCGGGCGUCAAUCGGGGCUACGCGCUCCAAGCUCCUACUCAAUACCGUUCCCGAAGACCUCUGUGAGUCUCGUGUUCCAAGAUCAAAUGCAUAUUCACGUCGCUAAGACUACGGCAAAGCACUUCCCCAAUUCAGCAUACUGCCUGAUCAACCCUAUGGUUGAUUUGGCCAAGAUCCUUAUGUGGAUGACGGACAAUCUAGGUCUGCAUAGUAGCCACACAUCAUUCCAAAGGUUAUCUCAGACUGCCCUUAACUUGGAUCGGGAGCUGGACGACUGGAAAUCUGGCCUGCCGAGGCAACUCCGUUUUGACACAUCAUCACUGGAGGAUAGCGAGUUUGCCAUGAAGCAGAAGACUGUUCUCAAGCUACGUUUUCUCAACGCCAGAAUCCUUCUUCAUCGGCAGUUCAUUAUAUCAAAGACGCAAGAAGCGGAUCGUGCCACAGUCUCACGACACGUCACAACGUGCGUCAAAGCCGCCACCGAGACUAUCAAGUUCAUGCACACGAGCUACCUCCAUCGCCCGUACUUCAGGACAUGGUGGUAUAACUGCAUGUACCUACUAGAUGCCUGCAUGGUCCUCCUCCAUGUACUCAUCUCCAACAUCUGUCCUUUCCCCGCCGAGGAGGUGAUGGAAAACAUCGAGCUGAGCCUCGACAUCUUCAAAGCAAUGAAGAUGCUCGCAGUGGCCAGGAGAUGCGCCGAUAUCGUCAAAGAAUUGCUCAACGUCGCUGCAAAGACGCAUUCAGUACAGCAGCGUCAGACGAGCGUGGCCACGGAAGCCGAGCCCGCCCUCAAGAUUCACGAUGACGUGAGCCAGCUGAUGCAUACGUCGCCCGCAUUCAUGUCGGAGGGCAUGGGUCUCCACCCGGGGGACACCGAGCUUGGAGACGCCCUGAUUCCUGGGGAUUUCGAUGCAAACUUGGUGGACCCGAAUGUUGUUUGGAAUUUCUUGAAUUUUGAGCAUUGGAAUGCGUGGUCUGAUGCAGCCUUCAGAUAA
This is a messenger RNA of Colletotrichum orchidophilum, 2316 nucleotides long. RefSeq lists its product as uncharacterized. Lineage: Eukaryota; Fungi; Ascomycota; Sordariomycetes; Glomerellales; Glomerellaceae. The transcript has 9 exons. Gene Ontology annotation, biological process: positive regulation of transcription from RNA polymerase II promoter by galactose; DNA-templated transcription. The coding region runs from base 1 to 2316 and encodes 771 amino acids. Gene Ontology annotation, cellular component: nucleus. The record is from RefSeq and is a predicted model, not a curated record. Gene Ontology annotation, molecular function: zinc ion binding; DNA-binding transcription factor activity, RNA polymerase II-specific; RNA polymerase II cis-regulatory region sequence-specific DNA binding.